This is a messenger RNA of Seriola aureovittata, 9536 nucleotides long. RefSeq names its product lysine (K)-specific demethylase 6B, a (gene kdm6ba). The record is from RefSeq and is a predicted model, not a curated record. The transcript is spliced from 27 exons. The coding region runs from base 1163 to 7909 and encodes 2248 amino acids. Gene Ontology annotation, cellular component: MLL3/4 complex. Gene Ontology annotation, biological process: heart development; regulation of gene expression. NCBI's taxonomy places the organism in Eukaryota, Metazoa, Chordata, Actinopteri, Carangiformes, Carangidae. Gene Ontology annotation, molecular function: chromatin DNA binding; histone H3K27me2/H3K27me3 demethylase activity; RNA polymerase II cis-regulatory region sequence-specific DNA binding.
AGGAAAGAGCCUUUCAACGGGGACAGAAGGGAAUGAGUCUCCGUUUCAAUGGAAUAAAAACUGCGCAAUUUCUUUAAGGACUGCCUGCUCGGAUCGCAGUGGACCAUUCCUCUCUAUGAAAUGGAUAUCAGUUGUGUUUUUGGAUGAUUGAGGUAUCCGUGCCCAUUGCAACCCGUGCUGCCUUUCAGGCUACAGAAGCUGGCGAUUUUUUACCAGAUGGUCUUCAGAGAGGGAAAAAGAGCUGUACAGUCGUUUGGAAAGGCGAUAUGACUGUGCAGAGAUGCAAGACCAGUGAUGAGUCUAUCCGUCAUGUCUUGCCCAUGGGCGAACACAUCCACAUUUUCUCAGCCUGGGCUAUGGUCUAUCUGCGUAUACAGAGCUCCCCGUGUCGACGUUUGCAUCUAAACGCAUUAUGGAUGUUGAAUGGGGUUUCAUGUUUUUUGGGAGAGGGAUUUUAGGGGGCUGCGUCAUCCGUGGCUGGGAAAGGAGAUGGACUGCUUUGCAGAUUUUCCACUAUUACACUGUUUUAACAGCAAGAGUCAGCACGCCACCUCCCUAACAGAUUUUGGAUUGCACAUAAAAGAGAAGGAGUGAGGAACAUGGGCAAGCAUUGUCGUGCUGUGUAUGAAGAACCACCGUUGCCAGACUGAAGCCAUAGGUCAAAUGUCUGACUAGGUGUCUGACCAACUCUAAGGAAGAAUGGGCAAAACGUAAAAUGAAAAUCACAGCCAGUCGAGAUGGACUACACAGAAACUGCUGUUGCCAUUAGUGAGUGAUGGGGAUCCAUCUGCAUUUGGUCGCAAGCACCCACCUGCUCAGGUACAGGCGAUAUCUGGCCCACCCAGUUACAGUCAGUACACACCCUGAGUGUGCACAGCAGUGGCAGGAGGUGGGAGGUGUCAUGGUGGCCUGCUGAGAGAGACGGACUACAUUACCCAUGAUCACCAGGGUUGAGGAGACCCCAGAGAGAUGAUUGACAGCCAAAGCUGAGACUUAACACAACUGUGAAUCAAUAACUAGGUGCUACUCUAAAAGCCAAUAGGCUUUUGGGUUCUUGGUGCUGAAGACAGAAGAGUCCGACAGUACAGAUAUUCUCAGUGUUGGAGUGAGGCCCUCUCUGUGCUGCAGUGGAGGGCUUCACAGACAUAGCUAGUCUGGCUGGAUGCAUCACGCAGUAGAGCAGUUUGGUGGGCGUGGCACACGGGAUUCCUUCCCUCUGGACGGACUCAACCGGGGACCAUGGGCUCCCGUGGGCGGCCGCGCCUGGCAGCCACCUGCCAGGUGUUCGCCUGGAAUGAAUCAACACCAGCUCCUUCCCCAUCUACCUCCUGGUCCUAUGGGUGGACUGAACCAUCCCAGUAAAUUCUUCAGUAAUGGGCCCAUGAGAGGAGGUGAGAAGCUUGAGCUCCCACAACCAAUAUUACCAGGCCUGCAGAGGGAGCAGCAGAGACCUCCUCCUCCUCAUCUUCAUCCUCCGCCUCCUCACAGAGCGUGGGAGCAACUAGGCCAGCUGUAUGAAUCCCACCUCCCUCCUCAAGGACAUCCUGUUGUGCCCCUGCCCAAUGAGCACGCACUCCGACUCCAUAAUGGAAGCUACGCUGGCAGUGGCGGACCUCCCCCUAACCCACAUCUUCCCCACAGCAGGCCCAACCCACUGCUGAAGUUUGGGGGUCCUCAGGAGCAGCAUGUUCCCAGGGGUUCAUCAUUGCUGGGAGAUGAGGUGUGGGCUCAGGUGCACCAGCAGAGAGGCUACCCCGGGAAGAUGCUAGGGGGUCAGCUGAAGAGACCGGGCCCUCCAUUGGGAGAGCAUUCUGUUAUCCAGCACACUCCUCCGCCAUCCCUGCACCCGUCAUCCCGCCUUCCUGUAGCCGAGGACUGUCCCAGCCCCAGCAAGAGGAAAAAGAGUUCGGAUCAGGUAUCCCAUCCUGGGCUGCAGCGUUUCUCUGGUCCUGGUCAGUCUUUAUUGUCUCAGCAGCAAUCGUCAGUCCACCACCACCCUCCAAAACCUGCCUUCUGGAACCCCCUUCAUAAGGAAAGCACUCCCUGGCAGCCCCACAUUUCUGACCGCAAGAACCCACCAUCGCAAGAGUUCCAGGACACCAACAAACAAGGAAUGGGCAGCUACACCCAAAAGUCCUCUCCUGCCUCUUCCACCCCUUCAAACCUCUCCCCUCCACAAAACUCCUCUCCGGGAAGCUACAACCAGGGAUGUGCUCCUCAGCUCCAGAAAGACACGUUCCAACCUCAGGCUGUAAACCAUCAGUCUCCUCACUCCUCCUACCCCAGUCCCAGCUCCAAACUGGGGCUAGCUCCACCCUACCGGGCCAUGGAGCCUCGUGGUCCUCACAACCAGAGAGGCCCUCUCAUUGGGGGCCAAGGUGGCAGCCACGCUACCUCUUACACGGCAUCUACCCCAACCAGAGGGGACAGAGAUCAACAUCUACAUGCCCAGUCAUCACCAGCAAACCCUCCUGCAACCAGCAAAAACAGCAACAGCAGCAGCAGCAGCAGCAGUGUGCCUUACAGCCACUUCCAGCCUCAUCCAGGGUUGGGGCACCAGGGUCCCCCUCCUCCCCCUCCUCCUCCUCCUCCUGCCAGCAGCACCUCAGUACCUCAGCAACAGCAAAGUGGUCCCCAUGAGGCCUGGAGAUACCAGAGCAGGCCCAGCAGUCACUCCCUGGAGUCGGGCAUCUACAGGCCUCCAGGACUGCUACCUCAGCGCCAGCAGAGCCACAAUCAGGUCGUGGAUAGUCGGGUUCCCUCUCAGCACCACCAUCACAUCAGCCCUCCUUUGCCCGCAACCUCCACCCGAACACCUGUAAUUACCCCCAAUGUUCCCAUGUCCCAGGCCUCCAGCUCUAUCAGCAGCUAUAGCAACAGUAGCAGCUCUAGAGGUGUAACUCUGGCUGGUGUCUCCAAGGUGACCACAUCCCCCCCUGCUGGCUGCUCUGUGAACAAUGGCAGCAGUAACAACAGUUGGCAAAGAGGACGAGAGCCAGUAACCCAAACCUCCACCAGUGCCGUCAUUAGCCCCACCUCUCAGCUGGGUGCUCUGCUACAACCAGGUUGUCAGAGAGGUCAAGCUCCCACUGCCAACCAGCCUCACCAACAGGGGCUGCUCAGACCACAGCAACAGGGACCCACCAAGUCCCAGCCCAUGAAGGAGAAGACAUCGUAUUAUCCUAAGGCUGGACUGGAGCAACAUCCUGCAUUUUCCUCAUCAUCAUCUUUGUUCUCCUCAGGGCACCAGAGAGCAGGAGACAGUGUAAUAACAAGCAGAGUCUCAAAUAACCUUCCUCGCUCUCCUACUACAUACUGCCCAGCUCCUCACUCCACUGUCAACUCUGCCCCUCAGCCAUCCAAUCCAACCCUCUCCUCCAGACUGGGUCCUCAGCCAGACUCUGCGUUAACACGAGGGUACUCUCGGUCCCAGAUUCGUCCGCCAGUUCCAACCUCUGUCCCCCAGUCCAUCGAGGAGGCUCUAGACAAGCUUGAUGCUGAACUAGAGGGACACAUGCAAGCUGAGGAAAGGAGGAAGAGGGACAGAGAGGAGCAAGAGAGAAAAAUAAGAGAAGAGGAGAGGCGAAAGAAAGAAUGGGAAAUGAGACAAAAGCAGGACGAGGAAAGGAAGCGGAAAGAACUGGAAAAGAAGAAGGAGGAGGAGAGGAGAAAGAGAGAACUAGAGCGAGAGGAGGAGAGGAGAAGGAGAGAAUGGGAGAGGCAGGAGCAAGAGAGAAAGAGGAAGCAAGAAGAGGAGAGGAGGAGAAGAGAAGCGGAGAGGCUAGAGGAGGAGAGGAAAAAGAGAGAAUGGGAGAGACAAGAAGAGGAGAGGAAAAAGAGAGAAUGGGAGAAAAAGGAGCGGGAAAGGAAGAGGAGAGAGCGGGAGAGGCAAGAGGAGGAAAAGAAGAGGAGAGAAGCAGAGAGGGAGGAGCAGGAGAGGAAGAAAAGAGAACUGGAGAGGCAGGAGGAGGAAAAGAAGAAACAAAGAGAGCUGGAGAGAAAAAAGGAGGAGAAAAAGAGGAUGGAGUGGAAGAAGGAGGAGGAAGCGUGUAGUGCAAAAGGCAAAGAACAGACUGCUAUUGAAAAUCUGGAGAGACUGCUCUCCAGCAACUCCUCCAGAACACCCCCACCUCCUCGCCUCUCUUCUAUUACUGCAUCUCCUUCAGGUCCACCGCCCCCCAGUUCCCAGGCUUCACCCCCCUACCCCUGGCUAAGCCGUGGUGGUGUACUCCCCUGUCCACCGGGCCAAACGCCCACCACCACUACUCCUGUAGAAAGGCUGCGGCCGCCUCCUCUUACACCUCAGACUGAGUAUGCCAGAGAAAAGCAGAGGCAGAGGGAGCUGUGGAGCAACAAUGGCGGAACGACAUUCAGUCCCUCAUCAACACACAAUACCUCAGGGAUGAACCAGCCGGUGUACCCCAACAAGCCCCCGGCAAUGCAAGCCGCACCCAACCAAUCCAAAGACUCAACCAGGGAGAGAGACAGCAGCCAACACUCUCUCCCUACUAUGGCACUUAGAGAGCCCCCCAAACUGUAUCAGGCUUUUCCCAGAGAAAACCCUCCACCUUUAUCCUCCACCUCCAGCUCCACAGGGGGAAUUCUCAACAAGCGGUUGACAGGAAGUGGUUUCGAAAAUGCCAGCAGCAGUGGCAGUGACUCAGACAGUGCUCAGUUUGAGGAGGAGCCCUCCGAGUUGUCCACACUCCUCCCUGAUGGUCUGGCUAACAUCAUGGCCAUGCUGGAUGAGUCGAUCAAAAAGGAAGAGGAGAUGUAUAACAAUGAGAAGACUGGGUCCACAGGUCUCCUUGACAACUUCUCUCUUAGUGUCCAGCCUAUCAAGAGCUACCUGUGUGCCCCAGACCUCAUUCCAGCAACGAAGCAUCAGCCCAACCAGGAAGACUUUGGCUCCAAUCCCCAUGCUAGCCCUCCUGUGCUCAGCCGCCAAGGCUCUCUGGCAUCCCCUUGCAGCCGGACAUCCUCUCUCAACGAGGAUGAUGAGGACUACCUUAAACCUUCUCCAAAUGUCUCUAAACACUCAAUGGACAUGGGAGUGGGAGUUGGGAACACCAAUUACCGCCACAGUGACCUGGCUAAACUUUAUGGCCUCCCUGAGCAGACUAAAAGUGAGGCUGAUGAGGACGAUGAUGAGGAGGACUCUGAGACCCCAUCUUGUUCACCACCACCCCAAAGACCUCACCUCCACCAAACAGGUGUAAACAGCAUGUUCAAGUCCCUAGCAACAGUCAUAGAGAGCCAGAAGUAUGCAUACAGAGGUGGGCCUUUUGGGAGACCACCUCCAUCAGCUUUGGUUGGGGUGAAAUAUUCCUCUUCACUGUCACUAGGUCCUGAUAUCUGCCGCCAGCAACAAAGUGGUUCUCCCACAUCAGAUUCAACCAAUCCACCAUUGAGUCCAGCUGUCCCACCUUUUAAGUCCUCUCCUCCUCUGCUGGAAGACAAGAAACUGAAAAUAGAGGAUGCUGACGUCUGGAGAGAUCAUGGAGAAACCACAGAAGAAAUGAUAAACAUGAUCAAAAAGGAGAGUGUUCCUACCAUAAAGCCUAUUAAGGUGGUCAAGGAGGAGCAAAGGUUGAAAACCAUCUCAGACUCUUCUCUGGACGAGUUGGGAAAGAGCUGCGAGGUCCUGCUUGGCCGACAGUCACUUUCUAACAAGAACUCCCUUGAUAAGCCGGACAGUCGUGGCAGACUGGAGGGCAGCCACAAAUCUGAGAAAGUAAAGGAACACAGAGAUAAAGACAAAAACAGAGACAGGGAGAGAGAAAGGGAGAAAGAGAAAAAGAGAAAGCACGGUCACAGCCACAGCCACAGUAGCAGCAGGAACCAUGACGAUAGAAAAGAAAAAAAGAAGCAUAGAGAAAAGAGAGAGGAGAUGGCCUUUUCCUCUUCUUCUUCAUCAUCAUCUUCUUCUUCCACCCAUUCCAGCUCUAGCCACAAGCGGCACAAGGAUGGUAAGAGCCAUAAGGAGAAGAAAGAUCGCAGAAUUCUUGGUGACCUCAACCUCCAGAGCAAAGAGGGGUCGGAGAAGAAUCGGAGUCACUAUGACACGGAUAAAAAGAAACGCAAGGAAGCAUCAGGUGCCAGCUCUACCAGUGAAGGGGAGCAUGCAGAAUGGACCUCAAGGAGUUCUGGAGAAAGAUCUUCUGAGCAUAAAAAAGGCUCUGAAUCUGGUCCAUUAGGUUCCACGGACUUUUUGAAACUGAAGGCACUAUCAGAUGGGCCACCCAAGGAGCUGAAGAUUCGCCUGAUUAAAGUGGAGAGUGGGGACAGGGAGACAUUCAUUGCCUCUGAGGUGGAGGAAAAGAGAAUCCCACUGGAAGAAAUCAGCAUCAAGAACACUGCCAGUGAAAUCAUCAGGUCCUGCAAGGGGGCCAGGGUCAAAGGGAAGUUCAGAGAAUCUUACUUGCUCCCAGCCUUCUCAGUAAAGCCCAUCAUGACUUCAGAGGAACCCAUUCCUAGAGAGAAACUCAACCCUCCUACACCCAGUAUCUAUUUGGAGAGUAAGAGAGAUGCCUUCUCCCCUGUGCUGCUGCAGUUCUGUACAGACCCCAAGAAUCCUGUUACUGUCAUCAGAGGCCUGGCUGGAUCUCUACGACUAAACCUGGGGCUGUUUUCUACCAAGUCACUGGUGGAAGCCAACGCAGAGCAAGCGGUGGAGGUGAGGACUCAGGUGCAGCAGCCUGCUGAUGAGAACUGGGACCCCAGUGGGACAGGUCAGACAUGGCCCUGUGAGAGCAGCCGCUCCCACACCACCAUUGCCAAGUAUGCUCAGUACCAGGCCUCCAGUUUCCAAGAGAGUCUCCAGGAGGAGAAAGGCAGUGAUGAGGAGGAGGAUGAAGAUGAUGAGAAGGAGAAGAAGCCAUCCAACUGUUCUGAUAAUCCCAGCAAGGAAAGCUCUAAAGAAAGCACCAGUGGUGAGCAGAAACCAGUGGGGAAGAUCAUUAAAUUUGGCACAAACAUCGACCUGUCAGAUCCCAAGAGGUGGAAACCCCAGCUUCAAGAGUUGCAGAAGCUGCCGGCUUUUAUGCGUGUAGCAUCCAGUGGAAAUAUGCUUAGCCAUGUUGGACAUACAAUCCUUGGCAUGAACACUGUCCAGCUCUACAUGAAGGUUCCAGGCAGUCGGACACCAGGUCACCAGGAGAACAAUAACUUCUGCUCUGUGAACAUCAACAUUGGUCCUGGAGACUGUGAGUGGUUCUCUGUCCAUGAGAACUACUGGCAUGCCAUCAAUGACUUCUGUGAAAAACAUGGAGUGGACUACCUGACAGGGUCCUGGUGGCCGGUGCUGGAGGACCUCUACAAUGCCAACAUCCCAGUGUACCGCUUCAUCCAGCGGCCUGGUGACCUAGUGUGGAUCAACGCUGGAACUGUUCACUGGGUUCAGGCUGUGGGCUGGUGCAACAACAUUGCCUGGAACGUUGGCCCUCUAAAUGCUUACCAGUACCAGCUGGCCCUGGAGAGGUUUGAGUGGAACGAAGUCAAGAAGGUCAAGUCCAUCGUCCCCAUGAUUCACGUGUCCUGGAAUGUGGCACGCACCGUCAAGGUCACAGACCCAGACACCUACAAGAUGAUCAAACACUGCCUGCUGCAGUCUAUGAAGCACAUCCAGAUCCUGCGAGACCAACUGGUGGCUGACGGCAAGAAGAUUUCCUAUCAGAGUCGGGUCAAAGACGAGCCUGCCUACUACUGCAACGAAUGUGACGUGGAGGUGUUCAAUUUGUUGUUUGUGACAAGUGAGAACAACAACAGGAAGACGUAUGUGGUUCACUGUGAGGACUGCGCACGUCAGCGUAGCCCGAACCUGACCAACGUAGUGGUGCUGGAGCAGUACCGCAUAGAGGAGCUCAUGAACACAUUUGACUCCUUCAACCUGGCCUCCUCCUCCCGGUGACAGAGCUCCCCUCCUGCAUCUCCUCAGCCAUAACCAAAAUUCCUGCAAGCCAGGACAAAAGACACAGAUUCACUUUGGUUUUCAACUUGCCCAUUCAUUAUUUAAGAUCAUUUUUGCUACUACUGCUAAUACUUGCCGAACAGCCAGUUGAAUACGUUUACUCAUCAUUACUGUUUACAAAAAGAAAUACCAAGCCGCCAAUAAAAAAAAUACCAGUUUACUCUCAGAUGGUGCUUUCAAACAGAAACCCUGGCAACAGUGAAGUUGAGAACCAGGGGGCAGUUGGUGCUGCCAUUGAACAAACUGUGGAGGGUAGUUGAUGGCUUAAAUGGCGUGUUUCUGUCAGUACCAGAAAUAACUUUUUUUCUGUUGUUGUUGUCGUCUUGAAUACUGAAAUUUGUACAAGCUGUUUGCAAUUUUGUGGGGUGCUGUCUUUUUUAAAAUAAUUUAUUGUUUUGUUUUUCUAAACUAGAUCAGCCUAGAUAUAUACCACAUUGGCCUUGUAUUUAGAAAAGAGACAAAAUGAAAAAUACUAAUAAUAGAGAUAUGAACAUUUUUCUAAAGCAUUAAGAAUUUUAAAAAAAAUUGUUUGGAAUGCUUCAAAACAUACGGGUUUUAACGACUUUGGUUGUUUUAGGGGGGAUUUCAUUUUUGUUCUUCAGAUUCUUGUAUGUGUUGUAAAUCUUGUUUUUAUCAAUUAUACUUUUAUUUCCUCUGAAUAUUAAUAAUCAGUUGUCACACAUCAUCAGGUCUUUUUUGUUCAUUGCUUCCAUCUCUGUACGAACUAUCUCUUUAAAAAAGAAAGAAAAAAAUCAUUGUCAUCUGGUGUUUGUGUGUUGUACCUCUGAUUGUUUUGUUCCGGUAUGCAGACUUAGUAUUUCCUGGAUUUUUUUUUUGGCAUUGUACAUUUAAUUUAAAAAGUUUCCUCUAUUUAUUGGAUAUCAAUGUUCUCUCUUUUUUUAAUAGGGUUGUACAAGUUUGCGAUUUUUUUAUUUUAUUUUAUUUUUUAUGGUGACCGAUUGCUCUGUAAGAACUGAAAUUUUGGGGUUGUGUGUCCGCGGGAGUGGAGGCUGCUGUUUCUCUGGUGCUUGCCUCCCAUGACUCCUGCAUUUUUCUCCUGAUAUAUAUUAAAUGAUAUCUUUAUCUUGAAUAUAACGCCACCUUUCCUGUAGACGAUAGGCACACUGCUCACGUAGAGAAGAUGACUAAUGGAAUGCUGUGUUUGUAUGCUCAUUAAGGAAAAAACAAAACUACUUUUUCCAAAGUGUUUUGAGAAACGGUAAUUUUUUUUAUUAUGUAGGGGGCUUUUAGACUAAAUUUUAAUGAUUUUAUGAUAUUAUCUGUUGAAUAUGAUAACGGGAUAGAUGGUGCUAAAUGUUCUCUUUGAACAACCUUUUUUCUGUUUGUCUUCUUAAAAUGAGAAUUCUAUUUUUCCUGUUGCAAUAUUACCUUAACCUUUUCCUUCUCUUUGUGGUCAUUUAUUUAUAACUGCACUGUUUAGAGAAUUCACACAGACAUACUUGCAGACACACACACACACCAAACUGAGCCAGACAUGUCUUAAACACUUGUGAAUUUGUGUGACAUUACUAUGACUAUUAAUAAACGCUUUUUGAUAAAUCCAGAA